AUGCCGGAGGACAUGGAAAUUCAAGAUGAUCCUGAUAAGCCAAAAAACACGACGUUUAAAAAGGCUUUGAUGAAAAGAUACUUGGACAACACCUGCGACAGCACUCGGGGAGACCCCCGUGACCAAGAGCUAGUCGCUGAAGCCCUUCUACAAGCGCACGCUAACUCCCCGAACAUGGAAAGGGAAGCUAAAACGCUUCUCCAGAAUAUUCUCACGCAAUCUCCGCAGAGACUUCCCUACACUCUGGCUUCCAUGUACGGUCCUGCAGUAACUUGCAACACAAGCACAGGUUCCCUUCCUCCUAGCCCGGCUGACAGUGGUGUAUCCGAUGUGGAUAGCAGUAGCAGUCAUCUAAGUAAUGAAGAAACCAAGCCACGACACCUCAGUGUUCAAGUGGCUCCAGCCAGGACUCCCGAGUCCCCCAGUCCCAGUAGCUUGUCUUAUGCUACUUCCUAUGGACAUGCGAAUCAGUCACACCUACAACAGCAGUACAAUAAUCGACUGCAUCAAACAUUUCCUGGUGUUAUACCUAUCUCUGCAUUUCCUGGCCAAACCCAACCACAUUAUAGACAUCAUCGAACAAAUCUUCAUCACCAACAACCUCAACAGCAUCAACAACCACAACAACGCCAGCAGCCACAACAACAUCAGCAGCCACAACAUUUACACCAACAACAGCAUCAACAUAAUCAACAACAUCCACAUCAGCAACAGCAUCGGCAACAACAACAACAACACAGGCAACAUCAACUACAGCAACAGCACAAUGGGUUUUUAGAUGCUUCAAACUCCCAAAAACCGCACAGCACAUACAGUAGUCUUUCACCAACACCCAGUCACCAUGUAAAUCACCACCUUGGUCAUCCGUUGCACCCUACCUCUAUCUCACAGCUGCAGGUACACCUAUCAGGUCAUCAUCUGCAUCCACAGGUGUCUAGCACUACUCAUCAUGGUUCUCCCAUGUCGCCACUACCCCUUGCUCUUACCAGGAAUAACAGUGCUUGUUCUCCGUCCUCAUCAUCAGCUGUUUUAGCAUCCUCUUCUGGCCUGCAAUCACCUCUAGAAGGAGGUCACCAACCAGCCAUUCCGACCUCAGUCAUUACUGCAACUCACAACAACUUAUGUGGCUUAGAUUUGGAUCCAGCUUCUUUUGUUGAAGACCUAUCAUUUCAAGCUAGGAUUAAAAAGAAAGCUCGGAAGACAAAGAACCCUGACGGAUCUCCUGCUGUUAAGAGAAAAAGUAGAGAAGGUUCUACUACCUAUCUUUGGGAAUUCCUACUAAAGCUUCUUCAAGACAAAGAGUAUUGCCCACGAUACAUUAAGUGGACACAUCGAGAGAAAGGCAUUUUCAAAUUAGUCGACUCCAAAGCAGUGUCCAGGUUAUGGGGUCUACAUAAAAAUAAACCUGACAUGAAUUAUGAAACGAUGGGAAGAGCUCUAAGGUAUUAUUACCAACGUGGCAUUUUGGCUAAAGUUGAUGGACAGCGUCUCGUUUAUCAGUUUGUUGAUGUACCUAAAGACAUUGUUGAAAUUGACUGUACGGGAGCGUGAUGUAAAAUAUUAAGUAGUACAGCUUUUUCUCCCAGUGACUUUUUUGAUCAAGAAUGCUCAAAGCUAAAGAUAUUCCGCAGCAUUGUUGAUAGUUUUGAGCAGCGGUGACACGUUCCAUCAACUUUUUUUAAAUACAUUCUCCCUCAUUCAUCAGAACUAUUUUUUUCUUUAAAAAAAAAAUUGAACUAUGGACUUUUUUAUACCAGGGAGCUGUGUAGUUCUUUCUCUCACUUGAUGGAGUCUAAUGUUAUUUAUUUGUCCAUGAUUUUAACAUCAGUUAUUCCAGUUGUCUUCAAAAAGUUGUGAAAAUGUUCAUAAGUACUCAUAUAUAUUGCUGCUUUUACUGUCCCGGUUUUGCUAA
Messenger RNA from Uloborus diversus, 1912 nucleotides. Its product is annotated as ecdysone-induced protein 74EF-like. Gene Ontology annotation, biological process: regulation of transcription by RNA polymerase II; cell differentiation. Bases 1 to 1551 code for a protein of 516 amino acids. The transcript is spliced from 8 exons. Lineage: Eukaryota; Metazoa; Arthropoda; Arachnida; Araneae; Uloboridae. The record is from RefSeq and is a predicted model, not a curated record. Gene Ontology annotation, molecular function: DNA-binding transcription factor activity, RNA polymerase II-specific; sequence-specific DNA binding. Gene Ontology annotation, cellular component: nucleus.